GGGGGAGGGGGCGCGGCCCUGGAGCAGGGGCUGUGCCGGUGUGCGGGGACCCGGUGCUGUGACUGCGGUGGCUGUGAAGCUGACGAGAUACUACCAAAGUUCCUCUGGAAGUGAAGUGGAAUUUCAUAAGAACGCAAUGGAUGGAGAAGAAAAAACCUAUGGUGGCUGUGAAGGCCCUGAUGCCAUGUAUGUCAAACUAAUAUCUUCAGAUGGCCAUGAAUUUAUUGUAAAAAGAGCCCUUACCUCAGGAACUAUAAAAGCCAUGUUAAGUGGCCCCGGUCAGUUUGCUGAAAAUGAAACCAAUGAAGUCAAUUUUAGAGAGAUCCCUUCACAUGUGCUAUCAAAAGUAUGCAUGUAUUUUACCUACAAGUUUCGCUACACCAACAGCUCCACCGAGAUUCCUGAAUUCCCAAUUGCACCUGAAAUUGCACUGGAACUGCUGAUGGCUGCGAACUUCCUAGAUUGUUAAAUAAAAUAAAUUAUAAUAAACUGUUAACUUUUUUUCAGUAUUUAAUACCUGUAGUUCAAUUAGUAAUUUUUUCAUAUAUAGCAUGUUGCCUAUGUGCAGUCGAACUUUAAAGUUCAUUACAAAGCAGAUUAUCUUCUGUUCUUUUGCAUAGCAAUCAAAGUUGAAAUUUGUUUGCUACAUCAACAAAUUCAGGACAUUUUCACAAACUGAGAUAUAAACAAUGCCAGUUCAUAGGGGGUUUUGCCUUAUCCUUUGGGUAUGGUUUUUAAAAUUAGAGCAGUGGUGAUACAGUAAAUGCCGAAAAUUAGGCACCAAUGAACAUGUUCUACAGGUAAAUAAUGGGGCAAUGUAUUUUUAUGUUUUUAGUGUUUUUUUUAAAAACUUGAUCUUACAGCUGUCAUUAGCAUCACUAGUUAUGCAAAUAAUUGCAUUAUAAACGUGUUUAUAACUUAGCCAAAACAAUUGAUUUUUAUAACUGUCAAGGACAUAGAGUUGGUGUUUCUUAUGUGUCUUUUGAUAAACUGCAGUAUUGUUUAAAUGUAUCUUAUCUUUUUGUUUAAUGCUACAACUUAAGAAUUUUAUUUAAAAGCAGUUUUGGAAGAUUAUAAGGUACAGUUUUGGAGUGGUGACAUUUUAAACUGUAGCCAGAUGGUCAAAGGUCAACUAUGCCUUUGAUUUCCUGUGCAUUGUGCAUUUUGGCCAACCCAAAGUACAUGCCUUCAGCUACUAUAAAGCUUUUUUUUGCAAUAUUCAUUCUUC
This is a messenger RNA of Talpa occidentalis (Iberian mole), 1228 nucleotides long. RefSeq names its product elongin-C-like. The record is from RefSeq and is a predicted model, not a curated record. Gene Ontology annotation, cellular component: elongin complex. The transcript has a single exon. Gene Ontology annotation, molecular function: protein-macromolecule adaptor activity. NCBI's taxonomy places the organism in Eukaryota, Metazoa, Chordata, Mammalia, Eulipotyphla, Talpidae. Bases 137 to 469 code for a protein of 110 amino acids. Gene Ontology annotation, biological process: ubiquitin-dependent protein catabolic process.